Dipodomys ordii (Ord's kangaroo rat) is the source of this 1374-nucleotide messenger RNA. RefSeq names its product purinergic receptor P2X, ligand gated ion channel, 7 (gene P2rx7). Gene Ontology annotation, biological process: response to ATP; monoatomic cation transmembrane transport. NCBI's taxonomy places the organism in Eukaryota, Metazoa, Chordata, Mammalia, Rodentia, Heteromyidae. Gene Ontology annotation, cellular component: nuclear inner membrane; plasma membrane. The record is from RefSeq and is a predicted model, not a curated record. The transcript is spliced from 14 exons. The coding region runs from base 1 to 1374 and encodes 457 amino acids. Gene Ontology annotation, molecular function: ATP binding; purinergic nucleotide receptor activity; extracellularly ATP-gated monoatomic cation channel activity.
AUGCCUGCCUGCAGCAGCUGCUGGAACGAGGUUUUCCAGUAUGAGACAAACAAAGUCACUCAGAUCCAGAGCACCAAUUAUGGCACCAUUAAGUGGUUCCUGCAUAUGAUCGUUCUUUUCUACAUUAGCUUCGCGCUGCUGAGCGACAAGCUGUACCAGCAGAAGGAGCCGGUCAUCAGCUCGGUGAACGCCAAGGUGAAGGGCGUCGCGGAGGUGGCGGGCGGAGCCGGGGGGUUGGCGGCGGGCAGCAUCUUCGACGCGGCCGAUUACACCUUCCCCCCACAGGGGAACUCCUUCUUCGUGAUGACAAACUUCCUCAAGACCGAAGGCCAGCAGCAGAAGCUGUGCCCCGAGUACCCCACCCGCAGAACGGUCUGCUCCUCUGAUCGGGGCUGUAAAAAGGGAUGGACAGACCCUCUAGGCAAAGGAAUCCAGACUGGCAAGUGCAUCUCCUUCAACGCGACCCACAAGACCUGCGAGGUCUGGGCCUGGUGCCCGGCCGAGGCAGUCGAGGAGGCCCCGCGGCCUGCACUUUUGAGCAGCGCUGAAAACUUCACGGUGCUCAUCAAGAACAACAUAGGCUUCCCUGGCCACAACUACACCACGAGGAACAUCCUGCCAGAUCUGAAUGUCUCCUGUACCUUCCACAAGACUCAGAAUCCACAGUGCCCCAUUUUCCGACUGGGAGACAUCCUUCGGGAGGCGGGAGAGAACUUUUCAGAGGUGGCAAUUCAGGGAGGAAUCAUGGGCAUCGAGAUCUACUGGGACUGCAACCUAGACCAGUGGAGCCAUCACUGCCGCCCCAAGUACAGCUUCCGCCGCCUGGACAACAAGACCACCAACGAGUCCUUGAUCCCGGGCUACAACUUCAGAUUUGCCAAGUACUACAGGGAAAACAAUGUGGAAUAUCGGACUCUGAUCAAAGUCUUCGGGAUCCGUUUUGACAUCCUGGUUUUCGGCACUGGAGGGAAAUUUGACAUCAUCCAGCUGGUGGUGUACAUCGGAUCCACCCUCUCCUACUUUGGUCUGGCCACAGUGUUCAUUGACUUUCUCAUCAAGACCUACUCAAACAGCCUCUGUCAGACCUGCGUUUAUUCCUUUUGCAAGUGCUGCAAACCCUGCAUGGUCAACGAAUACUAUUACAGGAAGAAGUUCGAGUUCAUUGUGGAACCAAGCCCGACGCUGAAGUACGUGUCCUUCGUGGACGAGCCUCACAUCCGAAUGGUGGACCAGAAGCUGCUCGGGAAAAGCCUGCAGGACGCCAAGGGCCGGCCGGUCCCGAGACCCGAGGCGGACUUCACGGCGCUGUCCGCGCUGCCCCUCCCGGACCUGGACCCGGACUCGCAGCCCGGCUGCAUGGGUGCAGCUUUAUGA